Messenger RNA from Talaromyces marneffei, 783 nucleotides. RefSeq lists its product as uncharacterized. Bases 1 to 783 code for a protein of 260 amino acids. NCBI's taxonomy places the organism in Eukaryota, Fungi, Ascomycota, Eurotiomycetes, Eurotiales, Trichocomaceae. The transcript has 2 exons. The record is from RefSeq and is a predicted model, not a curated record.
AUGCCCUUUUCGAUACCAGGUGAUGAUCCGUUUCUGUGCACAAGGCCCCCGACAAUCAUACCCUUUCCUCCUCGUUCGUCCAGUACUCCCACGACUGCACAGCAGACGCCAUCUCAACAUGCAGCGACCACAACCCCGGAGUAUCCUCCGGCGGUAUCACCCGUGCACCGCCCAAAUAUAGGAAGAACCGAACCUCUAUUUGCGUCCCAAAGGCUAUCAACACCCAUGUCCGCCAGCAACCCCGCAACCAUAGAGUAUCCUCCUAUAGGCUCAACCGUGCGGGAUUCAGUUUCAGAAAGACCUGCCUCGACAACCACUUCCAUCCCCCCUCGUCCGUCCAGUAGCUCCGCAUCUACACAGCCUACAACUUCUCACUCGCCACCAGAAACUCAAAGCCAUACCACCAGGGGGGAGGAAGCUUGUUGUCUGCGAUGCGCCAAAUCCGUCUACAACGAGGACUCUCAUUGUAGACCUCAUCCGGCAGAGAGGGAAAGCAGGUGUUUUAGAUGCGUCGCUGCGAAAACUGCAUGUAAACCCAUCCCAGCUGAGCAUCUCCCUGGCUUCCGCGCGGUACUCCAACUAUUUCGAGAAGGUAAGAUGCAUGCUGCAUUUGUGGCCCAUGAUGCCUUGAUUGAAUCUCUGGCGGCGACGACUCCUUUGACUCGUAUUGAGCGGCAGUUGUUUCUACUCAAUCGGAACGUGGAGCGAUUGUUGAAUUGGCACUUGAACGCGUAUGGUCUACCUUCAACGCGGCUUAUUGAGGAGGAGUUUCCAGAGGACUAG